ACUCUCUCGACUCACGUUUCUAGUUUCUACUCGUUUUUGUUAUGUUAAGAUACAAAGUGCAUUAGUGCAAUAGCUAUAGCAUGUUGUCAAUGAACAAAACAUCUCAAAGGUUUUGGUACAUCAAUUUCCUCCCACAUAGCACUCUCCAACGUCUCUACCUGCCAUUCAAACCACCAAGUAUACAAACCACUUCUCAUGCCACCGUAAAAGAUUCACAAACCACCCUUGUUUUAAGCUUACAAAGCCUCACAAACCCCCCCAUAUCCUAUUCCAAGCUCUUAUCACUAUGUGUUGCUUCAAAGUCCCUAACUUCAGGUAUGGAACUCCAUGCCCACUUGGUCAAGUUUGGAUUUUCCCGCGAUGCAAGUCUCAGGAAUCACUUGGUAAAUUUAUAUUCCAAGUGUUGUCGUUUUGGGUACGCCCGCAAGCUGGUUGAUGAAAGUUCUGAACCAGAUGUGGUUUCUUGGUCUUCUUUGGUAUCUGGAUAUGUGCAAAAUGGGUUUGUGGAGGAGGCACUGUUGGUGUUUAAUGAGAUGCGCUUGUUGGGUGUUAAGUGCAAUGAGUUUACCUUCCCCAGUGUGCUUAAGGCAUGUUCAAUGAUGAGGGAUUUGAACAUGGGGAGGAAGGUUCAUGGGAUGGCCGUGGUCACGGGGUUCGAGUCUGACGGGUUUGUAGCUAACACUUUGGUUGUUAUGUAUGCCAAGUGUGGGCUGCUAGAUGAUUCUAGGAGGUUGUUUGGCGGAAUUGUGGGGCGAAAUGUUGUCUCAUGGAAUGCCUUGUUCUCUUGUUAUGUGCAAAGUGAGUUGUGUGGUGAGGCUGUGAAUUUGUUUAAGGAAAUGUUGAGCAGUGGAAUAAGGCCUAAUGAGUUCAGCAUUUCCAUCAUAUUGAAUGCCUGUGCAGGGUUGCAGGAUGGCAGUCUUGGAAGGAUGGUUCAUGGGCUUAUGCUAAAGAUGGGGCUUGAUUUGGAUCAGUUUUCUGCGAAUGCAUUGGUUGACACGUAUUCUAAAGCAGGGGACAUUGAAAAUGCAGUUGCUGUUUUUCAGGAAAUUGCACACCCUGAUGUUGUUUCUUGGAAUGCAGUUAUUGCUGGUUGUGUUCUUCACGAUCGUAAUGAUUGGGCUUUGAUGCUGUUGGAUGAGAUGAAAAGCUCAUGCACUUGUCCCAAUAUGUUCACGUUGUCCAGUGCUUUAAAGGCCUGUGCUGCAAUGGGGUUCAAGGAGUUGGGUAGACAGUUACAUUCUAGUUUGAUAAAGAUGGAUGCUGAUUCAGAUUUGUUUACUGCUGUUGGACUUAUAGAUAUGUAUUCCAAGUGUGAAAUGAUGGAUGAUGCAAGAAGAGCUUAUGAUUCAAUGCCAAAGAAGGAUGUUAUUGCAUGGAACGCUUUGAUCUCUGGUUACUCACAGUGUGGUAAUGACUUAGAAGCAGUUUCACUUUUUUCUAAAAUGUAUAAUAAAGAUAUAGAUUUCAACCAAACUACUCUGUCAACAGUUCUCAAAUCCGUGGCCAGCUUGCAGGCAAUUAAGGUGUGUAAGCAGAUUCAUACAAUUUCCAUUAAAUCUGGAAUUUAUUCAGAUUACUAUGUUAUAAACAGUCUUCUUGAUGCAUAUGGAAAAUGUAACCAUAUAGAUGAAGCUUCAAAAAUAUUUGAAGAGCGCUCUUGGGAAGAUUUGGUAGCUUACACAUCCAUGAUUACAUCAUAUUCUCAAUAUGGGGAUGGGGAGGAGGCUUUAAAGCUAUAUUUACAAAUGCAAGAUGCAGAUAUCAAGCCAGAUCCAUUUAUCUGCAGUUCUCUUUUAAAUGCUUGUGCAAAUUUGUCUGCAUAUGAGCAAGGGAAACAGCUACAUGUCCAUGCCAUCAAGUUUGGAUUUAUGUGUGAUAUUUUUGCCAGCAAUUCUCUGGUUAAUAUGUAUGCGAAAUGCGGAAGCAUCGAGGAUGCUGAUCGUGCUUUUUCUGAGAUACCUAACAGAGGAAUAGUUUCAUGGUCUGCAAUGAUUGGAGGAUAUGCUCAGCAUGGCCAUGGUAAAGAGGCUCUUCAGUUGUUCAAUCAAAUGCUCAGAGAUGGUGUGCCACCCAACCAUAUUACUCUAGUCAGUGUUCUUUGUGCAUGUAAUCAUGCUGGUUUGGUAAAUGAGGGAAAACAAUAUUUUGAAAAAAUGGAGGAAAUGUUUGGGAUUAAACCCACACAAGAGCAUUAUGCUUGCAUGAUUGAUCUCCUUGGACGAUCUGGGAAAUUAAAUGAAGCAGUGGAGCUUGUAAAUUCCAUUCCAUUUGAGGCCGAUGGCUCAGUUUGGGGGGCCCUUCUUGGAGCUGCAAGAAUCCAUAAGAAUAUCGAACUUGGUCAGAAAGCUGCAGAGAUGCUUUUUGAUCUUGAGCCAGAGAAAUCUGGUACACAUGUUCUCCUUGCAAACAUCUAUGCCUCUGCAGGGAUGUGGGAAAAUGUUGCCAAGGUUAGAAAGCUUAUGAAAGACAGCAAGGUAAAGAAGGAGCCUGGAAUGAGUUGGAUUGAGAUCAAAGACAAGGUAUACACUUUCAUUGUUGGAGAUAGAAGUCAUUCUAGAAGCGAUGAAAUAUAUGCUAAAUUGGAUCGGUUGGGUGACCUUCUAAGUAAAGCAGGAUAUAGUCCCAUUGUAGAGAUUGAUAUACAUAAUGUGAACCGAAGUGAAAAGGAGAAGCUCUUAUAUCACCAUAGUGAGAAACUAGCUGUAGCCUUUGGAUUGAUUGCUACGCCACCUGGAGUGCCUAUUAGGGUGAAGAAGAAUCUACGAAUUUGUGUUGACUGUCACACCUUUUUCAGAUUUGUAUGUAAAGUUGUUUCCAGGGAAAUUAUUGUCAGAGAUAUUAAUAGAUACCACCAUUUUAAAGAUGGAACAUGUUCUUGUGGUGAUUAUUGGUAAUAUCACCAAGAUGGCACAUUCUUUCAUUUUCACAAGCUAAAUAGAUCCUUUUAUCUUUAUUACUGCAGCUGUUUCAUGACUAAAGUGGGUAUGUCAAUUGAAACACACUGAUGGUAUUUUUUUUUUUUUUUUUUUUUGGUUUGAAAAGGUGAUAUAACUCUUUUCUACCGAGUCAAUCCUUAUAGGAGUAAAGUGUUACUUCCGGUUACAAUUACAUGUUCAAGGUAGGGAACGAAUCCCAGACCUUGACUUAAUCACUUUUGGUACACUUAUUGGUAUAAUUAUUUUGAAGUCAAAUAUCCAAUUUACUUGAGCUUCAUUAUUAUUUCAUAUUAGAGUAUUGCAUUUUACUCCAUAUUGUGGUUUACUGGUAGUGACAUUUGUCUUAGUAAAUAUCAGAGUGAGUUUAGCAUAACUCUCUAUCAGGAUGUUAGUUUGCUUACUUUGUACUCUUUUAGUGAGUAGCGUACUUUGUACACUUGUAAAGUAGCAUGUCUUGUACACCUAAAACAACUGUGUAAAAUAUGGUUGGUUACUGUAACCAAAACACAUUUCAAUAUCAAUAAUGUUGUUUUUCUUUCAUCUUUAUCUUCAACACGGUAUGAAGAGAGAUUAUUGAUCACUGAUUUAUGUCUUCCACUUUUCCUCCUCCUCUCUCAGCCAUGUCUCCAAACACUGUAACUUUCUCUCAUGCAGUCACGGAGAAACUUGACUCCAAAAACUACUUUCUAUGGUGUCAACAAGUGGAGCUUGUAAUCAAAGGUCACAAACUACAGUGAUUUCUGACUAAUCCUCAAAUUCUGCAAAAAUAUUUCAUUAUCGAAGAUAGGGACGAAGAUUCUGUUGAAGAUUAUCUUGCAUGAGAGUAGCAAUAGCAACUCUUAUCAACCAAACUUUUCUAACCCUAAUCGUGGAGGCAGCAAGCACGACCAUGAACAUGAAGGCUCUUUUUGGUACCAUUGUUUUGAGGAAAACUAUGCCCCUUAAGUUACUCUUAACCAAUCAGCAAUUCAUGAGUCCAUAUUGGUUUGUUCCACCGUGGAAGUGAUGGAACACAUCCCAACAAGAUCAAUAUGCAGAUAUUCUCACUAAAGCUCUAUCCCCUACACAGUUUCAACAUCUACAGGCCAAGCUCAGAGUGGACUCCUCUACUUCUCACUCCUGCUGAGCUUGUUGGGGUAUUAGAGGGGUUGUCAAAGAUGUUCAUAUGUGCAAGUGCAAUCAAUAAAACUGAGAGUUCCUGCUCACAUGAUGUUUUUACUUCCGUUGUUGAAUCCAAGAACAAAAAGGUGAUGCACUCUUCUCAUACAAAGGGUGUUGUCGAAUAAUAUACAACAACAAAAGUACAAAACAAAUUAGAAUCAACCACCUACUAAUGAAACAUCAGAAUACUGCAAGAUGGAUUAGGACCAUCUAGAGUUUCAUAAGAAUUGCAAGAAUGUGCAAUUUAAAUUCAACUUUUUAUUACAUUUUUUUUUGUUACAAGGUAAAUUAUUUAUAUGGUUGAAAUGCAGGGAGCAUAACAUUUCUCCUUUUAGGGCCCAAGAGCAUUCACAACUACAGUUUGCCACCAGUUUUUUUACCAAGGUGGUUAAUUCAAAUCUUGUGCACGAGUGAAAAACUCUACCAGGGAAAUACAUGUUAGAGAAAUGCUAUCAUACAUAUACAUUUUUUGAAAUAUAUUUUGAAUUAUUAAAUUGAAUUUUAUUGAAAACCACUCAAGAUUUUGUAAUUUGUAUUUGUAAUAAAUUUUGACUAAUAAAUAGUGUCUCAAUAAGAAUGUGUAAAAAAGCAUUCCUUACAAAUAGUUAGUUUAAAUAGGAUUAUGCGAGUUUAGAAAGAAUAAAUAUUUUUUAUAGUUGAAAGAAGUGCUAUAAAACUCAAACGGUCAAAUAGUAUCAGUUAGUGAGAGCUAGUGUCUCAGUUGAACCCUGUGUAUGAUUAAAAACAAAAAAAUAUUAAAGGUUCAAUGUUCAAAGCUCCAAGAAAAGAAAGUGAUAGAUUCCUG
Cajanus cajan (pigeon pea) is the source of this 4902-nucleotide messenger RNA. NCBI's taxonomy places the organism in Eukaryota, Viridiplantae, Streptophyta, Magnoliopsida, Fabales, Fabaceae. The record is from RefSeq and is a predicted model, not a curated record.